AGCACCAAGCGUUGAAGUUCCAAAAGUAAGCAAAGCCAUGGUGCCACGACCACGGCGACCCCCGAAGUCAGUGAGGCACCUCACCUCUCAGGACUUCGUCCGCAACGGCAGGGUGGUGAGAUAUCCACCAGACACACAGCUGGAGCCACUCUGGCAGGUGCUGCAGACUGAGGGGCAGCUAGCUGUGCCUGGAGAAGGUGCUGCUUCUCUUUGUUUGGUUUCAGGCCUUUCUGCAGGCCUUUUGACGAUCGAUGGGAAGACCCAGGCUGCGAAGCUGGUCGACAUCAGCGCUGCGGACGUGCUGUGCUUUUCGCAGCGUGCGCGACCUGAAGUGGUCCCAACGAGUGAUGGGACAUCGGUCUUGAGCAUUUGGACAGCCCCGGGGGCCAGCCAUCGCAUGCGCAGCUUCAAGCUGCAUCGUGAGGAGAUGGUGGUGGUCGGGGAGGAAGCUUCUCUACUGGUGUUGUAUGGCAUAUCUGGCAGCUGCAGCGCCUACUUCCCUCGUUUGAUGAAGCUGGGGCAGCAGAUGUGCCUUUGCCCUGACUGCCGCGCUGAUGGUGGCGGUGAUGGGUUCAAGUUGCGCGAAGGCGAGGUCUUGCUGAUGACCCCCGCUGAAGGCAUUGCAGUGGUUGCCGUGGAAGGUCCUGCCCAAGUGGUGGCCAUCUCCAUCUGGACACGUGCACCGUCGGGAGCGCGGCUGUGACCAUGACCGACCGAUUUUUCGAUGGCGCGGCGCGCUGAUGAAGUACAUCAUGGUAAUGGACUGGGCGAUAGCUUCUAGGCAGCUGACUUUUGCAAUUGUCAGCUGCCGCGGGGUUGCGCUACGAGAAGGUUCAGUAUAGCUGCAGAUGGUGAAGGGCAGAGCAGCCUCUGUCCUCAUGUGAUGGGAGGCUUCAAGUAAAGUCCACUGCCUUGUUGCAAGAGCUUCAAGCUGACCACUGAAGAGCACGAGGUUGCGCACUCUCUGUUUCCAGAAGGAUGCGGCGAUGCGUGAAAAAGCUGUGAGUUUGCC
Messenger RNA from Cladocopium goreaui, 1012 nucleotides. NCBI's taxonomy places the organism in Eukaryota, Dinophyceae, Suessiales, Symbiodiniaceae. The record is from the annotation of a GenBank genome assembly.